Messenger RNA from Coffea arabica (coffee), 1096 nucleotides. The record is from RefSeq and is a predicted model, not a curated record. Lineage: Eukaryota; Viridiplantae; Streptophyta; Magnoliopsida; Gentianales; Rubiaceae.
UGACAACUUAGUAAUUGGACUUGACAGGGAGAUAAGCAAUAUAACUUAUAAACUAACAACAGGAACAAAGAGGACGGAAAUCAUUUCAAUUGUCGGCAUGGGUGGGGUGGGUAAGACAACUCUAGCACAAGUGGUUUACAACCAUCCUCGAGUUGCUGAACACUUCCAGAUCCGUGCGUGGUGUACUGUGUCUCAAGUAUAUCGAAUGCGGGAGCUCUUUUUAGAAAUAUUGCGUGAUGUUAUGGCUGUCUCUAACAGAAUUUAUGACAUGGAUGAAGAUCGCUUAGCUGGAGUUCUGUACAAAUGUCUGAAGCAAAAAAAAUACCUCAUUGUUUUGGAUGAUAUAUGGGACAGCGCAGCCUUGGAUGCUUUAAGAAGAUCAUUUCCAGAUGAUAAUUCGGGAAGUAGAAUUAUGUUGACCGCCCGAAAGCGUAAUGUGGCUUCGCAAGCUGAUUUGACAUGUAUUUUUCCUCUUUCUCACCGUGAAUCUUGGAAUUUAUUACGUAGAAAAACAUUUGGUGACACUUAUUUACCUCCCGAACUUGGAAGCAUAGGAGAGGAGCUUGUAGACUACUGCCACGGAGUACCUCUUGCAAUUUUUAUCAUGGCUGGUGUCCUGGAAAAGAAUAAAUGGAAUCUUUCCUACUGUUUAGAAUUGUUACAAAAAUUGUUCUCAGAUCGUGUUCGUGGUAGAAAUGUGUUCCUUUCUCUACUAAAAGUUGCUUAUGGCAGCUUACCAGAUCACUUGAAGCCCUGCUUUCUUUAUUUAGGAGAAUUUCCAGAGAAUCAAGAAAUCCCUGCUCGAAAAUUGUUGCGACUGUGGAUCACGAAUGGAUUGAUACAAGAAACUGAGUCAAAAGCACCGGAAGAUGUUGCAGAGGAAUAUUUGUUGGAAAUAAUAUCUAGAAACUUGGUAAUUAUUUCUAGAAGAACACACAAUGGCAGGGUCAGAGGAUGUCGUGUUCAUGACGUUGUUAGCAGGUCGAUGAAGCGGGGAGAAUUGUUACUUUCAUAGGAAAAACACACUUUGGAUAUCAGCAACAGUAGAGCAGUUUUGGGUUUUAUAGAAGAAAGAAGGGACCAUAUACAAUAAAGC